This is a messenger RNA of Eucalyptus grandis, 408 nucleotides long. Its product is annotated as 5-methyltetrahydropteroyltriglutamate--homocysteine methyltransferase-like. The transcript has 2 exons. Bases 1 to 408 code for a protein of 135 amino acids. NCBI's taxonomy places the organism in Eukaryota, Viridiplantae, Streptophyta, Magnoliopsida, Myrtales, Myrtaceae. The record is from RefSeq and is a predicted model, not a curated record. Gene Ontology annotation, molecular function: zinc ion binding; 5-methyltetrahydropteroyltriglutamate-homocysteine S-methyltransferase activity.
AUGGUGUCAAGGAUACUACCCAGUCCCUUCAUAAUUCCCCAGAUCCACACUCACACGUACUACUCCCAGUUCAGUGACUUCCCCCUCUUAAUCAUCAACAAGGAUGCUGAUGUUGUCACAAUUGAGAACUGUUGCUCUGAUGAGUCAGUUUUCGGUGAGGGAGUCAACUAUGGUGCUGUGAUUGGCCUCGGUGUCUAUGACAUCCUAUCUCCUAGAAUACUAUCAGCUGAACAGAUUGCGGAUAGUAUCACCAAGAAGCUCGCAACAAACAUAGUGUCGUUUAACCCUGACUACAAAUUCAAGACUCGUGAACACGUUGGGGUCAAACGUGCGCUCGAGGACAUGGUUGUUGCUGUGGAGCUCCUCUGCAUCGAACUUGCCCAUGCUAUGAAAGAAAAGUCUGAGUAA